Molecule: messenger RNA, 1325 nt
Organism: Lactuca virosa
Lineage: Eukaryota; Viridiplantae; Streptophyta; Magnoliopsida; Asterales; Asteraceae
Source: the annotation of a GenBank genome assembly
AUGAAUUCCUCUUUUGUUAAAUUGAUUAUAAACAGUUCUAACCCAAUCGUCUUUAGCUCUUUCUACCCAGAACGAUUUGCCCCUAGUGAUUACAAAUACAGGUUGAAAAUGGUCGUUUCACCCAGAUUCUGUACUAGGAUCACACCAACAGAUUCUUCAAUGUUAAGAACCAUUACAACAGUUUUUCAAACAAUUAGACAUUAUCAUUUCAACACAGAUCAAACCCACAAAAUCCCAAACCCGUUUCCUUCAACUCAAGGCAUUGGUCGAAACAUUGUAGCUGUUUUCUGGGACUUAGACAACAAGCCUCCAAAAUCAGUAUCCCCAUUUGAUGCUGCCAUUAGGCUAAAAAAAGCAGCUGAAUCAUUAGGAAUUGUUCGAUACAAGAUAGCUUAUGCUAAUCAAAGAUCUUUCGAUUACAUCCCCCCUAAAAUUAAACUACAUAGAAAAGAUAGAAAAACAUUAAAUCAACUAGAAAACAAAGGCAUUACAAAACCUAUCGAUCCAUACAUAUGUCGUGUUUGUGGGAGAAAGUUUUACACCAACGAAAAACUUAUAAACCAUUUUAAACAAAUCCACGAACGCGAACAUGCAAAACGUGUGAGUCAAAUCGAAUCAAGUAAAGGAAGUCAAAGGGUCAAACUAGUGGGAAAGUAUUCGAUGAAAAUGGAGAAGUAUAGUAAUGCUGCAAGGGAUAUUUUGACUCCAAAAGUUGGGUAUGGAUUGGGAGACGAGUUAAAGCGUGCGGGGUAUUGGGUUAGAACUGUUUCGAACAAACCACAGGCUGCUGACGUGGCGCUGAGGGAACACAUGGUGGAUAUGAUGGAUAGGAGACAGAUGGAGUGUUUGGUUCUUGUGUCAGAUGAUUCGGACUUUGUGGAGGUUUUGAAAGAGGCGAGAUUGAGAUGCUUGAAAACGGUGGUUGUUGGUGAUUGUAAAGGUGGGGUUCUUAAGAGGGUUUCUGAUGCGUGUUUUUCGUGGGAGGAGAUAAUUAUGGGAAAGGCUAAGAAGGAAGGGGUUUCGGUUGUGGGGAAGUGGAAAGAUGGUGAUAUUUUGAAAAGGUUGGAGUGGAGAUAUAAUUAUGAGAAAGAAAGGAAGUUGUAUGAUUCGGAUGCGAGUGAUUUAGUUUGUGGGGAAGAUGAUGGAGAUAAAGUGGAUGAAAGUCGUGCUUGGUGGAAACUUGAGUCGGAUUCAGAUGUUGAAUCUUUGUAAUUGUAGGUAUGAUUGUAUGAUACGUGAAAUUAUUAAAACUUGAUAGGUUGCUUUUUAAAGGGUUAAAUGCAAGAAAUAAUAGUGUACUUACAUUUUUUUUUUCUUAUUAGGAC